GCAUAUGAUGCUUCUGAAAGAGCAGUAUGGAAAACAAGUGAUCGUUAACCUGUUGGGAAGCAGAGGAGGGGAGGAGGUGCUCAACAGAGCUUUUAAGAAACUGCUGUGGGCCUCUUCCCAUGCGGCAGACACUCCCAUGAUAAACUUUGACUACCACCAAUUUGCAAAAGGUGGGAAAACUGAGAAACUGGAAAAUUUGCUGAGGCCUCAGCUGAAGUUGCACUGGGAGGACUUUGGAAUCUUCACAAAGGGCGAGAAUGUAAGUCCACGUCUGCAGACAGGUGUUUUUCGAAUGAAUUGUUUGGACUGCCUGGAUCGUUCUAAUAGUGUACAGUCCUUCAUUGCCCUGGAGAUCCUGCUUGCUCAAUUAGAGAGCCUUGGGUUGAACUCUAAAUCUAUAACUGAGCGCUUUGUGGAAUCCUACAAAGUGAUGUGGACUCUCAACGGUCAUAAUCUGAGCCGAGUAUUUACUGGCAGUCGUGCUCUUGAGGGGAAGCACAAGGUUGGGAAGCUCAAGGAUGGUGCCCGCUCUGUGUCUCGCACCAUUCAGUCAAAUUUCUUUGAUGCAGUAAAGCAGGAAGCCAUCAAGUUGCUGCUCAUAGGUGACUUCUUCAGUGAGGAAUAUGCAGAUAAAGGCAAGAUGCUCAUGGACCACACUGCACUGUUGGUAACUCCGAGUAUUUUGAAGGCCAUGUCAGAGCGUCAGUUUGAAUUCACAAGCUUCAAGCGUGUUCGUGUUGCCACGGGCACAUGGAACGUGAACGGGGGGAAGCAGUUUCGAAGCAACAUCCUCGGUACCAGUGAGCUAACAGACUGGCUGCUGGAUUCUCCCAAGCUCUCUGGAGUUUCUGAAUUUCAGGAUGAUAACUGCCCUCCUGACAUAUUUGCAGUGGGAUUUGAAGAGAUGGUUGAAUUAAGUGCAGGAAAUAUUGUGAAUGCCAGUACAACAAAUAGAAAAAUGUGGGGAGAGCAGCUUCAAAAAGCUAUUUCCAGGACUCAUCGCUACAUUCAGCUGACAUCAGCACAACUUGUUGGUGUUUGUCUUUUCAUCUUUGUACGACCGUAUCAUGUCCCCUUCAUCAGGGAUGUAGCAAUAGACACCGUGAAGACAGGAAUGGGAGGAAAAGCUGGAAAUAAAGGGGCAGUGAGCAUUCGUUUUCAGUUCUAUAGUACCAGUUUCUGCUUCAUAUGCAGUCACUUAACUGCUGGCCAGACUCAGGUGAAAGAGAGGAACGAAGACUAUAAAGAAAUCACACAGAAACUCAGCUUCCCAAUGGGGCGGAGCGUGUUCUCACAUGACUAUGUGUUCUGGUGUGGUGAUUUUAACUAUCGCAUUGAUCUAACAUACGAGGAAGUCUUUUAUUUUCUCAAACGUCAAGAUUGGAAGACACUUUUGGAAUUUGAUCAACUACAGCAACAAAAAUCCAGUGGAAAAAUUUUUAAAGACUUCCAUGAAGGGACUAUUAAUUUUGGACCAACAUAUAAAUAUGACGUUGGCUCAGAGGCUUAUGAUACAAGUGAUAAGUGCAGAACCCCAGCUUGGACUGACAGAGUGCUUUGGUGGAGAAAGAAACUGCCUUUUGAAAAAACAGCUGGAGAGAUCAAUCUUCUAGACAGUGAUCUGAAUGCUGAAACUAAAGUCAGGCACACCUGGACCCCUGGAGCCUUGAUGUACUAUGGCAGAGCGGAGCUGCAAGCAUCUGACCACAGGCCAGUGUUAGCGAUUGUAGAAGUGGAAGUUCAGGAAGUUAAUCAAGCUGCCCGUGAGAGUGUUUUCCAGGAAGUGUCAUCUUUCCAGGGACCACUGGAUGCCACAGUAGUGGUAAAUCUGCUGUCACCAACACCUGAAGAGAAAAAUGAAUUUCCUGAGGAUGUACGUACAGAGCUUAUGCAAAUGUUUGAGGAUUAUGGCACUAUUGUUCUGGUCAGGAUCAGUGGAGGUCAAAUGCUGGUGACAUUUGCAGACAGCAAGUCAGCUCUUCGUGUUAUGGAUAUAGAUGGUGUCAAAGUCAGAGGCAGAACAGUGAAGAUCUGGCCCAAGACCAAGGAUUGGUUAAAGGGCCUUCAGGAGGAAAUUGCUCGAAAGCGGGACAGCAUUGCCCCCAUGUCCCCCACUGCAAACUCCUGUCUUCUGGAAGAAAAUUUUGACUUCUCAAGUUUGGACUAUGACUCAGAAGGUGAUAUAGUGGAGGAUGAAGAUGAUUAUUUAGAUGAUGCUUUAUGUCAACACCUAGUAGCAGACACAGCAGAAGAUAUGCCUGAGGGCUGUGGACAUUUCGCAUCCAUUGGUCAUUCAAACAGAUUGGGACAAAACCCACGGCUGUACAAAGAUGAUACAGACCUGGCCGAUUUGAAGCAAGAGCUGGAGGCAAGUGGGGAAUCCUGCCGACGGACUCCAAGCAGGUCUCUGUCCAUUCCUACCAGGCCUCGGCCACUUCAGCCACCACAGAGGCCUCCCCCUCCUGCCGCAACAUCAGGCAAAAAGUCCCCCUCAGAUGGUUCCCUCUCUCCUGGAAGCCACUCCACCAGCUCCAUCCUGGCAACAGCAAAGCUGCUACCUGGAGCCCCUCAGGAGCCACCUAAAGUCCGGACUGGCAUAAGUAAACCUUACAACGUCAAGCAGAUCAAAACUACCACAGCUGAGGAAGCAGAAGAAGCUAUCAGAUGUCUUAUGGAAGCUAAAGGAGGACUGCAGGAAGAUGCAGUAAAGCCUGCUCCAACUAGAAACCAAAUGUUCAAAACCGAGCCUCUUCCUAGCAUCACAAAGUCAGCAUCGUUUCCAGGAUCGCAGGUAGCACCAGUGCUUGUACCCCAUCGCCCACCACCCAAAGUUCCAACUAAGAAGCAGCCAGUACCUCUGCAAAGGACCGGAGUCAAGGUUGAAAAUGUCACGUCUACAGAAGAGCAAUUUGACCAACAGUCUCCUUUUGGCCUGACAGAGCCCUGUCUAGAAGCCGGAGCUAUUCUUAGUCCUACCAGGGUUACUCCAAUCCCUAAACCUAGAACAGCACAACCUGGGAAGCCUCAGGAGAGCAGGGGGAGCAGUGAAAGGCAGCCCCUCUCAGCAAGCAUGGCUGAGGCCAUCACACUGCCUCCCCAGAACGCUUCCUUUGCCCCGAAGGUGCCACCACGAAGAAAGAAGUCUGCUCCUGCAGCUCUUCAUCUGCAAGUUCUCCAGAGCAGUGACAACCCACUUUUUAGUGGGUUAAUGUUCAACUCCAACAACAACAAUCCUGGCUUCUGCCCCCAGACUCACGUCCUCGCGCACUCUGCUCUUGCAGCUCGUACAUCCUCUGCCAGCCCAAAAGACAGCACAGCUGAGCAGUUGGCACCAAAUGCUACAGAAUUGAUGGCUAACCUUCAGGGCCCUCCUCUACCAGAAGGCCAGCAUCCACAGCUCUCAGAUACCAGCUCCCUUGCAGAGAACAUCAGUCUUUUGGCCCUGGACACAGAUUCUUCCUGCCCUCUUUCCAUACAGGCGCUAUCAGCUACUUCUCCAGCACACACUCCAAAAAAUGUAAAACAUCCCAGCUUGAAAGAUUUCAGUCACUGGGUUACAUUUAGUGAUGAUGAAGACAGUGGUGUGCUGUCAGAAGGGUUUGACAAACUGCUUGUCUUAGAACAAAACAAAAAUACCUUUAACACUAAUACCAAUUUAGAAUUUUAA
Molecule: messenger RNA, 3667 nt
Organism: Pterocles gutturalis (yellow-throated sandgrouse)
Lineage: Eukaryota; Metazoa; Chordata; Aves; Pterocliformes; Pteroclidae
Gene: SYNJ2
Product: synaptojanin 2
Exons: 21
Biological process (GO): brain development; synaptic vesicle endocytosis; phosphatidylinositol dephosphorylation
Cellular component (GO): perinuclear region of cytoplasm; presynapse
Molecular function (GO): RNA binding; phosphatidylinositol-4,5-bisphosphate 5-phosphatase activity
Source: RefSeq, a predicted model, not a curated record